CGUGCUCUGCGGCGAGUUGUCCUACAUAGGUUGCUGGUUACCAUUGAGAACGGAUUGGCAUCAGGUGAUGUGUUGUGCCAAUGAUCCGGCCUUCGCGUUACGAUCUGUACCUGUUAUUUAAACACACAUCCUCAUUCAUUCACACUGAUUAGUCUCCCCCAUGGGUACUGUGGAUAAUACUUUUGGAGCGUUCUUGAUCGGGGUUGUAGUCUCUGCUACGCUUUACGGUGUUACUUGUAUGCAGACAUGGUACUAUAUGAGCCGGUAUUUCUCAGAUCCUUGGUACAUCAAACUUUUAGUCAGCGCUAUAUUUCUAUCAGACUCGGUCCAUCAAGCUCUGAUUACACACACUGUGUAUACGUACCUUGUCACUGACUUUGGCAACGUUGGUGAUAUCGAGAAACUUGUGUGGAGUUUAUCUGUUGAAGUUUUGUUCAAUGGUUUCACGGGGUUUAUGGUUCAAAGCUUCCUCACCAUGCGUAUCUACCAACUGAGCAACAAGAACAUGAUUGCAACUGCGUCAGUGCUGUCUCUUGUCAUCGCGGAAUUUGUCACUGUUAUCAUAUAUGUUGCAAAAGCUGUCCAGUUGACGACCUUCACCCAAGCUCCCCAGAUUAAGGCAUUGUCAAUGUCUGUGAACGCUGUAGCAGCUGCCGGAGAUCUCCUUAUCACCGUCUUCCUCUGCACAUUCCUCCAACGGUCUCGCACUGGUUUCCAUCAGUCAGAUACCUUGAUCAAUAAGCUGGUGCUGUUCAGCAUCAGCACCGGUCUGCUCACCAGUGUUUGUGCGGUCAUGUCCCUCAUUUCUAUUACAGUGUGGCCUGAUACCUUCAUUUACGUCGCAUUCUAUUUCUGCCUGGGCCGCCUUUACUGCAAUUCCCUGCUGGCAACCCUCAACGCACGCAAGGGUAUCCGCCACGAUUCUUGUGACAGUCAUAUGUCGCUCUCGCUACACGGAGCUCGGAGACCUCUUAAUGGUCCCAUCGGCUCAUCGCGAAUGGGGAUGCCAAACGACCUUUCAAUUAAGAUAGAUACUGCGCAAGAAUACAUUGAAGAUGAGUUUCUAUCCGCAAAGGACCUUAAAAGUUCUCAGUCAGUUUAAUUGCUAUGCGGAUGAGAAUCACGAAAUGUACCUAUCUCACUAGCUCUUACUCCUAGAAGAGUAAGCACGCUGUGCCUUUGACAGUGUGAAACUUCUUUUUGGUGGUAUAUUCUUCAGGUAGACUUAGUAUAUCCGAGUCUUUCAGUCCAAUUCAUCUAAAGCAACCCAACGCACCCAGCAAUCUUCACUUAUCCAUUUAAUAGUCAUAUCAAAUAAUGCUCUCACAGAAUAUAUUUCAUUCCAACAUGUUCGG
Molecule: messenger RNA, 1355 nt
Organism: Suillus subaureus
Lineage: Eukaryota; Fungi; Basidiomycota; Agaricomycetes; Boletales; Suillaceae
Exons: 15
Coding region: 161-1102 (313 amino acids)
Source: RefSeq, a predicted model, not a curated record